Halichondria panicea is the source of this 978-nucleotide messenger RNA. RefSeq lists its product as uncharacterized. Lineage: Eukaryota; Metazoa; Porifera; Demospongiae; Suberitida; Halichondriidae. The record is from RefSeq and is a predicted model, not a curated record. Bases 383 to 811 code for a protein of 142 amino acids. The transcript has 3 exons.
AAUUAAUAAACCUCUGCACGAGUUCUCUGCACACAUAAAAUAAAGGUGAGAACUUUUUCAUGUAGAUCUAUGUAGGAUCUAUAUAUACAAUCUAAUAUUCAUGGGGAUCUCUGUGGAGUUGUGGAGAGCUCGUAUUGGGCUGUUCAGUGGUAGGAGGGGAUCGCGACCACACAGUAAAGCUCCCUCGACAAAACACCAGCCUCUACACUUCAGUGAUAGAGUGGGUACUACUGCGAAAGUGGUUCAAGGAGGAUUGCUUUUAUUGUAUAUUCUCACAUUUCUGACCUCUCAAGAUAAAAAUAAUAGAAUCUACAUACAAGAAAUGUUGGUGUCCUGGUGAUAUUGAUUGCUGUGUUGCUCCACUGUCUUGCCCACCUCUUGCAUGCUGUUAGCUGGAGACGUUGAGAGCAAUCAUGGGCCUCGAAUGGGAUCAUCUGCUCAAUCAGUGAGUCUUCAAGGGCUAUUGGACAAAUAUCAACUCACUACUUCUCAAGUCAACCGUGAAAUCCAACAAAUUGACAUACCAUAUUUGGCUCUCCACUUUGAUAAUGUUAAGCUUUAUGUUGAUGCAAUGGAAUUAACCCCUGGCCAGCAAAAUGAUGUCCAGAAAAGUGCUGAUACUCAUGAGGCCAUGAUAAAGUGCCUGAAAAUCUGGAAAGGAAAUAAUCCUGCACAAGCGACAUUCAGGACCCUUUUGGAGAUGUUGGUAAAACUAAUGAAGGGAGAAAUUGCUGGUCAGGUCUGUCAGUACUUGAAAGAGGGUGUACUCAGGAAGCACUCUCCUCUGCCAAGUGGUUGCAAGACUCACUAGAAAGGAGUGACACACACCAACCUGGCCACCCAGUUGAGCUAGCAGAUGAUGGAGACGUCUCUUCUGGAGAUGAGUCGUUUCAUUCUGCCACUGAUAAUCGUGACAUUUUUGUAUGUCCUUACUGCAAAGAGUGUUCUCCACAACAAUUCUUCUCUAAAGAAGGUUGC